AUGGAAAAGAUUUUUUAUGGCUUUGAGUUUUACUUUGUUCCUAAGAAACAAAUUCGUAUUCAAGUACAAAUUUUGAAAAAGAAGAUAACUGAGCUUGGUGGUGUUUUUAGUGAUAUUCAACGCAAUACAACAACACAUGUUGUGUAUGCAAGGGGAGCACGACGCGAAAACAAGACGUCUGAAACUGAACCAGAAGGUGUUCAUCAUAUACGUGUAGAUUGGCUUGCGGAAUGUAUAAAGAAAG
This is a messenger RNA of Paramuricea clavata, 244 nucleotides long. Lineage: Eukaryota; Metazoa; Cnidaria; Anthozoa; Malacalcyonacea; Plexauridae. The record is from the annotation of a GenBank genome assembly.